Molecule: messenger RNA, 1596 nt
Organism: Lachnellula hyalina
Lineage: Eukaryota; Fungi; Ascomycota; Leotiomycetes; Helotiales; Lachnaceae
Exons: 3
Coding region: 1-1596 (531 amino acids)
Source: RefSeq, a predicted model, not a curated record
AUGGGCGAUCGGGCAGAUUACGACAAUGCCGCCUGGGAUAGAAACGAUCUGGCCUGGGAAGAGUCACAGAAAUAUUUUCGAAGCUUUUCCACGCUUCACAAGAUGGAAUCCUUUGUGUCUGAGAAAUUUGAGAGGACUGCAACUUGGGUUAAGCCGUUCCAUAUCGGGGGAUACAACAACCUCUAUCGGAUGAAAAUCGAGGGGAUUAACGAUUGUGUUCCUCUGCGACUACCCCAACCUAAUAUAGUCCUGUUCCCAGACGAAAAGAUUCUUGCCGAAGCCGCAACAGCAAGUUUUGUUGUACAAAAUACCCAGAUCCCAGUUCCUCGAGUGCUGUUCCGCGGAGUAUCAAGUCCAGAUUCUGAUAUUGGGCCUUAUAUUAUCAUUCAAAAUGUCGAAAACUGCAAUGAUAUUUCGGACGUUCUUCAUAUUCCUAAUGAGGAGGAUCCUGACGAAAAUCAUAUGUUAAAUCCUGACAUUUCUGAGGAUGUCCUCGAGAGCUUGUAUACCAAAAUAGCGGUCCAUUUGCUACAACUCUUUAAACCCAGCUUUUCUCGCAUUGGGGCUCUGGCUCAGACUGGUGAAAUUACCUUCGAAGUAGCAGGCCGACCGAUAACUCAGAAUAUGAACAGUAUGCUUCAGAUUGCGAAUAUUCCCCCUGCCGCUCUGCCAUCCAAGGAUAGAACGUAUAGUACUGCAAAUGACUGGUACAUCGCGCUAGCAGAGAUGCACGGCCCAACUCAUUUUCCAACACAACGACCUUCAGACGACUGCCGAAACAAAUAUGUUGCACGUCAGCUCUUCCUUAAGCUAGCCAAACAAGGCCACCUAUCGACCUUUGGAUUCGCAGAGGACGACUGGUCAGCUCAAUCUCAGGUUAAGAGGCAAACCUCGACGUUAUCCCACGCUCCUAGCGGAACAGGCUCCUUUAGGAUCUGGUGCGAUGACCUUCGGCCGAGCAAUAUUCUUUUGAAUAAAGAGGACAACAUAGCUGCUAUUAUUGAUUGGGAGUUUUCAUAUAUUGCUCCUACACAAUUCGCUCUUGACCCGCCUUGGUGGUUGCUGCUGAAUAUCCCCGAGUGGUGGAAAGCAGAUAUCGAUGAUUGGACCAAGAUCUAUGAGGUACGCCUGAAGACCUGGCUGCGGGCAAUAGAGACGGCCGAGAACGAGAAGUCCGAGGAGGGGAUAGAGACGUCGUCAACUAGACUUUCUAAACAUAUGCGUGAAAGUUGGGAGACGGGCCGAUUCUGGCUCAACUACGCCGCUCGAAAGAGCUGGGCCUUUGAUACCAUCUUCUGGAAAUACCUGGAUCAUCGAUUCUUUGGUAGCAAGGAGGACCCGACUCAACAGGAACUGGCUCGACAGGAGGACCCUCCUACACAAGAAGACCUUACUAAACAGAAACACAUAACUGAACAGGAUCUUUGGAAGACUCGAAUACAUCUUUUAAGUGACAAGGAAAGAAAUUCUAUGGAGGCAUUUGUGGAGAGGAAGAUGGAAGAGGGGAAGGAAAGGAUUGUGAUUGAUGAUUGGGAUGAUGAGGUGGUUAGGGAGAGUCUACACCAGGUGGUGGGUGAGAUGUUGGGAGAGGAUUGA